ACUUAUAAUUUUAARAAUGGAUUCUCAAACGCCCUCUAUUAUAUACCCACGCAACGAAAGUUCAGGGGUACUCAAAAUUCGAUGUUAUACGUAAAACCAUUAAAUGACGAUCAUAAGAAACCUUUUAUUUUACUAUUAACCAUUAAAAUACGCGGAAUCUUGUACGAAUUCGUGUUAAAACGAAAAGGUGUAUUAUGUUGAGAAAUAAGAAACGAAAAAACAUACAUGAAGUUAAGAAAUAUUUCCCUUAUUUCAAACUGUAACAUUUUGAGAUACAACCCAGACAACAUUGUAGUUUAUUGAUUACCAGGGUCAGUCCAUGUGGACGAAAAUAGCCAGAUAGUAAUUCAGUAUUUGAGUGUAGUAGCGUAGAUGUGUAGUAUGUUAGUAAAAUAGUAACUCUGCAGACAGCGAGUCACGGCAAACGUUUCUGUUCGUAUUAAAAUUAUUUUUUGAUGCAAAAUGGAAGCGCCUCUGAUGUUCGAAGUGUUAAUGUACCUUAAUUCCUAUUACUUUGGCAUGUUUUCUAUGUUUGAGUUCUCACUGAUAUGUGCCAAGUCAAUAGAUGAUGCUCAAAAAAAGUCAGUUUCUCUCAAUGAACUCGGGACUAACAUGACAGUAUUUGUGUUUCUAUGUCUCAUUGAAGUGUUCCGCACAUUUUUAUCACGCCGGGACAAUGCGGCCGACAAGGCAAUAUGUGUCAUCCUGUCACUCAUUCUAACUGUGCCAUCAGCCAUAGGAGUACUGUAUUUUUUGCUUUGGCAACAAAGAACUUUUCGGCUGGAAAAUAUUCUAGGAUGUAUACAACUUAUGCUUCAAGCAACUCAAGUGUUCUUUGGCAUUGUCUCAUUACUGACAUUCAAAAGCAGUGAUUCAACAACAUGAAAUUGUAAUUUAAAAACAAUUAUUUGUUACUUUUUAUUUGUACAUAAACCCAAGAUAUUUUUAUAAAAAAUCAUA
Messenger RNA from Diuraphis noxia (Russian wheat aphid), 960 nucleotides. Its product is annotated as transmembrane protein 216-like. Lineage: Eukaryota; Metazoa; Arthropoda; Insecta; Hemiptera; Aphididae. Gene Ontology annotation, biological process: non-motile cilium assembly. The record is from RefSeq and is a predicted model, not a curated record. Gene Ontology annotation, cellular component: ciliary transition zone.